AUGUUCCGCCUGCGCUUCACCGUCCCCCGUAUGCGCCCGCGGCGGGUCCUCCUAUUGGUCCUCGGAAUGGUACUCGGAAUCGCAGCGAUUGCCGAAACAAUGGGCGUGUUCAAGUACGUCUUUAUUCCGGUUUAUAAUCGGAAAACAGCGUUACAUCUCGUAAAGGCACUCGAAUCGAGUAUUCACCAAGUUUGGAUGGGAGAAAAAGACGCUAUUGAGUGUAUGCAGAAUUCGCGCUGCAUUGCUGAGGAUUACAUCGAGUCGUCGGAUCCAGAGAUGAUGGUGUCCAACUCGACUGUAUCCAACGCAGGGCGGGGACCAGUCGACUUGUGGCGCUUGAUGGUGACGAGCUGGCUCGGCGCACGACCAAGCCGCGCCCAGUCGCCAGGACACGACCUAACUCUUGACUGGGGCGUGACAACAGAAGGUGGAGAAGAGAACUGGAGCAUCCACCCUCUCGGCCGAUGGCAUAUCAUCUCACCCUACGCAUUUCCCGACCACGCUUGGGUGCCGUUCAUCCACUCUCGAGCGUGUGAUCCGUCGACAUUCAGCGUCAUCCAGAAACCAAAACGCCGCGGGGCGCAACGAACCGUGCUCAUCCUGGGCGACGGGCUGUAUCUCGAUACACUGAAUUGGGCCCUCGUGUGGUUACUCCUCUACGACCGAGGAUAUAAUGUCACCUUUACAAUUCCCUCCUCUGGACCCACCGGAAAUGGAUGGAUAAAGGCUAUCUCGAUUGAUCCCGAAUCAUACCCCGAUCUCCUUGGAGAUGUCGACGUUCUCCUGGGUAUCGGCGGUCCACAUAUUCCCACUACACCUUAUAUCGCCAUGUGUCGGGGUACGCCUGCUGUCUUCCCAUCGAUGAGGGACCUCGAUGGGAUGGGAAUGCUCGAGGGAUGGGAACGAUACGAUCCUUCAUGGACUCAACAUGGGCAGUAUUACGUCGACGAGCCGGAACCGUACGGGUUCACGUACAUGUGGGGGAAUAAUGAACAGCUGGCUAACGCGCUGUGGAAGGCUCUCGAGAGCGGAAAAACUCCUCACACACCGCGCCAGUUUGGGCCGCUCGGGUUGUAUGAGAGCCUCGAGGCUGUUUUGAAUUACGACUACGAGGACGAGUAUCUUAGUCAAAGAGAAGAACGAGGCGGGCCCAUUGGACUUGCAGACGACCUCCGCGCCAACUGCUGGAAGAAGAGAUGGUGUACCAAGGACAAGGACGAAUAG
Molecule: messenger RNA, 1224 nt
Organism: Cutaneotrichosporon cavernicola
Lineage: Eukaryota; Fungi; Basidiomycota; Tremellomycetes; Trichosporonales; Trichosporonaceae
Exons: 5
Coding region: 1-1224 (407 amino acids)
Source: RefSeq, a predicted model, not a curated record